AUGAUGUAAAAUGUUUUUCUUUAGCCAUGAUGAUGACACUGCAGAGACCUCAACCAAUCCCACUAUGCUUGUGCCUGCUAUGGUAAAUGCAAUGUUUCCACUUGUAAGCAACACUCUUUCACAGGAGAAUGAAGAUACUAGUAAUGAAAUAUUUCCACAAAGUGGACGACUACUACCAAAUAACAACCCAGUGUCUUCACAAGGAUUAUUAUCCAGAGAUGAACGAGCUGCUUCCCUAAAUACUCAUAUUAAUGUUUGCUGUGAUCGCUUGGGUAAAGCUGUACGUCUGAGAUUACAGGAAAUAAAUGACAUUUUGAAAGAUGAUAAAUUAAAAACAACUUUAUAAAUAAAUUUACGAUGAAAUUGUUUUAUCGUGUUUUUUUAAAUAUGUGUUUAAUGUCAAAUGUGUGCAGCUCUUGUACCACAAAUUUUACCACAUAUUUUACAUACAAUCUCCAAUUAAUCAUUCUACAUUUGUAAAUUAAAACAGUUUAUUAUUUUUUGAUAAGAUUAGCAGAAUUAUAUUGACCGUUACUUUCCUUUUAGGAAGCUACAAAAUUCUUUGGUGGGACUCUGCGUUGAUAAAGUUUGUUGAUUCUAAAAGCUAAAAAAGUCUACAAAAUUAAGUUUCUGUUUAGCCAUAAAAUUGUAUGAAUCUGGUUAUUUAUAAAAAUAUAAGUUUAAGUUAUUUUGGUUCCAAAACCCUCAUUCCUGAAUUUUUGUCGUCUGGUGCUUUGCCUUGUAGUUAAAACAAAAUUUUCUUAUGGAAUUAAUAAGGUUUAACUAUGAUUUGCCUAGUUUUUUUACUUUGACCAGUUCGUAUCAUAAAAUAUCUCACAAUAAUGAUAAAUAUUAUCAUGGCAUUGUAAUAUUUGGUAUUAUUAGCAAAAACUUUAUUUGUUGUUUUAAUAUCUAAGCGUUUUAGGCAUUAAUGAAAGUUCUAUGAAAUUCUUCAAUUUUAAUUCAGAGACCUACUACCAUAUUCUAACAAAUAAAAAUUGUUCAACGCAUGUCUAUAUCUAUGAAAUUCUUCAAUUUUAAUUCAGAGACCUACUACCAUAUUCUAACAAAUAAAAAUUGUUCAACGCAUGUCUAUAUCUAUGAAAUUCUUCAAUUUUAAUUCAGAGAUCUACUACCAUAUUCUAACAAAUAAAAAUUGUUCAACGCAUGUCUAUAUCUAUGAAAUUCUUCAAUUUUAAUUCAGAGACCUACUACCAUAUUCUAACAAAUAAAAAUUGUUCAACGCA
Messenger RNA from Xenia sp. Carnegie-2017, 1247 nucleotides. RefSeq lists its product as uncharacterized. NCBI's taxonomy places the organism in Eukaryota, Metazoa, Cnidaria, Anthozoa, Malacalcyonacea, Xeniidae. The transcript is spliced from 3 exons. Bases 11 to 346 code for a protein of 111 amino acids. The record is from RefSeq and is a predicted model, not a curated record.